Molecule: messenger RNA, 1925 nt
Organism: Triplophysa dalaica
Lineage: Eukaryota; Metazoa; Chordata; Actinopteri; Cypriniformes; Nemacheilidae
Gene: dipk2b
Product: divergent protein kinase domain 2B
Exons: 5
Coding region: 192-1448 (418 amino acids)
Source: RefSeq, a predicted model, not a curated record
UGAGUGAGAGGUUUAGUGCUGAGGUGUGGGGAUGAAAUAGGCUACAUAUCAGCUUACUACCGUAAACAUGAGUUGGUACUUCAUUGUUUAAUAUCCUGGUGUGCUCGUGAGGUUCGGAGUUCACGUCUCUCACUCCUGGAAGUUUAUGAGCUGUACUGGGGUGCUGUGAUCCGAGGGUUUAGGGUACAGUAAUGGCAGAGAUAUGGUUGAAGGCCUGGACACUGUAUCUCACAGUUGCACUUGGUACUUCAGACCCAUCACCUUUACCCCAACAGAAAUUCUACGAGCUUAGAAGGAAUCUCUUGGGUUUGGAUAAAUGCAAUGCCUGCAUUGGAACUUCCAUUUGCAAGAAGUUUUUCAAGGAUGAAAUCAGGUUUGAAGGAUGGCUGACGGCGCAGUCUAAUGGCUCUGUAGCAGACGUUCAGUCAAACGAGGGAAACUAUACAGACAUCACAGCAGGCUGGAGGUCAGUUUUGCUGUCCCGCCUUAUGUCUCCUCACCUGCACGAGAUUUCAGACAAUAGCAUCUGCAGCUCGGCAGGCAAAGGGAAAUCCUGUAGCAUUGAAACCGUCCUAAGGGCCACUCCACGCUUCCAAAGUUGGGUCCGUUCCAACCUACUGCUCCCCAACAUGGUGAAGGGUCUGACCGCCCCAAUGCUGCGCUGCCCGUCUCAAAGGCUGCUGGACCGUAUUGUGCGACGCUACUUUGAAGUGAUUGACGUGGGCAGCGUGCAGAUGAAGCACUUCACCGAAAAGGACAAACUCAGACUUCUUUAUACCCUGGCUGUCAAUCAACACGCCCUCAUACCGCAGAUGUUUCCAGGCACUGAGGGCUGGCCCUUCCUGCGCUAUCACGGCUCCUGUGGAAGGGUGAUGGUGUGGGCAGGCAGCACACCCAUAAGGAGACUGUUUUCCUCUUCGUUGGAGCGCCGUGCUGAUGUAGCAUAUCAGCUCCUUCACAUCACACAGAGUCUGAGCUCUAAUAGCCUCCUGUUCAAUCUCUUCUACACAAAUGUCUCGGAGGAUACAUUCGGCACCUUGGAUGACAGCAGGGUCUUCAUUGUCGACAGUAGUACCAUAGGGAUCAUUGACUUAAAGGAAGGAUAUCCUCCUGAUGAAGGCUUACAGACUGAACACACUGAUGUCUUCUCCUGUCUCAUUGGAUCUUGUGAACAACCUCCUCCCUGUGAAACUGUCCGAGGAGCACAGAGUUUUAUCCUUCUUUGUCAACAUGUGCUCCAUAACCUGCUUGGUCCGAAUGAUGUACAGUCUGGUGGGCUUCCAGAAACAGCACUCCGUGAGCUUGCGAUCUGCGCUGACCAAAAUCAGUCUGACCAGAGAAUAACCAGUGCCGUCCAAACCCUGAAAGACAUUCUACAGUCCCUAAGACCAUGCAGUUCUCUCUAUGGAUACAGGUACCCUGAAUGCCUCUACAGUGACAAAUUCUAGACCACCACAACUAAAGACUCAUACCUGUAAGAGGUGCCACUGAAGAGGAACAAAAAAGUAUUUUAUCAGUAAUGGCAUAUUGCAUUAGUAGUUUCUAUUAACCAAGUACAGGCAGUAAAAAUGCACAAACACAAAACAGUGACUGUUCUUUCAAUUAUAAUUCACGUCUGAGACAAGGACUUGCAUCACAAAAGGAGGAUAUUUUAAUUACGAAGACACCUGUGAUUAAUAACCCAUAAACCAUAUCAAUCUUUACGUUUCUGUACAAUGCUUGCAAAGCAAUUUUAUUCUCGUAUAGAAAAUGUAAAAAGAGAAAUGUUCAAAAUAACAUUACUCCAUAAAAUUUAAUGGCAGGAACUCUGGAAAAAAUAACAGCAUUCCAUCGACAAAUAUUUUCAAGCAAUAAAUAUUUAUAAAUAGUGUGAAUUUACAACAAGAUUAGAAAAAAACACAAAUUAAAGUUUAUUCCUCAGUCUA